GCAGAUGUGCCGCUGACGGAUUUCCUGCUGCAGCGCUGGCCGUCGUUCUUCAGCACGUCAUCCGUGGCGCGGCGGACGGUGGCGCGCGGCCGCGUGUGGAUGGCGGAGGAAGUGGUGCAGUCAGGUGCGCCAGGUGCCGAGCUGGGUCCUCUGCGGCAAGCGUGGUGGAGUGAGUCCAUCAAAGGAAAGACCAUUCUCUUCGUGCCUGACUAUCCACGACGUUCACCCCACGAGACCAAGCUGGUGGUCCUGUGGGAAGACGACCAUCUGGCGGUGGUGGUAAAGGAGCCUGGACUGCGCCUGUUUGGUGGCAUACGGACCUUAGCCAACAUGCUGGCGGCCAAAGAAGAGGGCGCAUCAUUGCAUCCUUCCAAAGAGGAGGACGCCUUGCCAGCUCCCGUGCCGUUGCAUUUUCUAGAAGCCGAGAUCGGUGGUUGUGUCCUUGUUGCGAAGACAGCGCGCGCAGCGCUGCAGGGGUUGUCCAGCCCAUCGCGAUGCUUUCAGGGCCUUUUCGUGACUGGCGGGGUCCUUUGGGACGAAGCAAAGCUUUUGGCGGCAACGGGGUGGACGCUACGUCGCAUGGAGCCAAGUGUCCGUUUCGGUCACCUCCUGGCGGCCGAGCGGGGCGCGGCCGAGCACUCGGCCGCCGCACUGCGGUGCAGCGCGGCGGAGUUGGCGGCGGCAAACGGCGCGCCGGCGCUGCUGGGAGAUGUGGAGUUCGGUGGGGAGGAAGCGCCACGGAUACGAAGGAAUCAGCUGUUCUUGGUUGUGAGUCGUUGGCACCUCAGGCAGGCGAGGUCUCAAAUUGCUGCAGCGCAGGAACGAGAUUUCCUCUUUGCAGACAAUUUGGAACCACAUGCCACCAGAAGGAAUCUGGGGCUUGGUCGAGAGGAAGGAGAUCCUGAAAGCACACCCAGAUCCACGGCUAAAACGGCACAGGAGAUCACGAAGCUGAUGGGCCCCGAGUGGCGAACGAAGUACCUGGUGGCUGCCACUGUCGCCCUUCAGAUCACCUUGGCAUGUUUUGCCAAGAGCUGGUCCUUCUGGACGUUCCUGGCUGGCGGAGAUGUCUUUUUUUUUGUGGGUUUUUGA
Messenger RNA from Cladocopium goreaui, 1092 nucleotides. The record is from the annotation of a GenBank genome assembly. NCBI's taxonomy places the organism in Eukaryota, Dinophyceae, Suessiales, Symbiodiniaceae.